AUGUAACGGGAAAAUACUGUUUAAUGUAAGAUUACAAACAUGUCUAAAGGUAAGAAUAGCGAGUCAGUGCGCGUGGUGGUCAGGUGUCGUCCUUUUAGCAAGAAAGAGGAGCUAGUUUCGUGCGAAAACAUCUUGGACAUAGAUGACAAAUUGGGGCAAAUUACAAUCAGGAACCCGAAGGCGCCUCCCGAUGAGCCGCUCAAGGUUUUCACGUUUGACGCUGUUUACGGUUGGACUUGUACCCAAAGAGACGUGUACGAUGACGCCGUGAGGCCGCUGGUUGAUUCGGUGCUUUACGGUUUUAACGGCACUAUUUUUGCGUAUGGCCAAACCGGCACAGGCAAAACCCACACGAUGGAAGGCGCGUCCAGCGACCCGGAGAAGCGAGGAGUCAUCCCCAACUCGUUCCAACACAUUUUUACGCAAAUAUCCAGGACGCAGAACCAGAAAUAUUUGGUUAGAUCGUCCUAUUUGGAGAUCUACCAAGAGGAGAUACGAGAUUUGUUAUGUAAAGACAAUAAUAAGAAACUAGAGUUGAAGGAAAGUCCGGAUUUUGGUGUUUAUGUGAAAGACUUGUCGUCGGUUGUGACCAAAAACGCGCAAGAAAUUGAGCACGUUAUGAAAUUAGGCAACCAGUCGAGAUCCGUGGGUUUUACCAAUAUGAACGAGAGAAGCUCGAGGUCCCACGCCAUAUUUCUCAUCACGGUCGAAUGCAGCGAACUGGGUCCAGAUGGAGAGGACCACAUCCGAGUUGGGAAGCUGAACAUGGUGGACCUGGCAGGGAGCGAGCGUCAAAGCAAAACAGGAGCGAAGGGAAAGCGUUUGAAAGAAGCAGCUAAGAUCAACUUAUCCUUAUCAGCUUUGGGGAACGUGAUCUCUGCUUUAGUGGACGGUAAAAGCACGCACGUCCCGUAUAGAGACUCCAAACUGACCCGGCUCCUCCAGGACUCUCUGGGAGGCAACGCCAAAACAGUUAUGAUCGCGACCGUGGGCCCGUCUCACCGACACCACGCGGAAACUCUGGCCACUUUACGUUACGCGAGCCGUGCCAAAAACAUUAAGAACAAGCCGAGGAUAAACGAAGACCCGAAAGACGCGUUGCUACGGGAGUUCCAGGCGGAGAUCGCGCGGUUAAAGGCGCAGCUGGAGGAAAGAGGGAUGCUCGCCAAAGAGCGCAGGCUGAGGAGGUACAGUAAGAGGCUCAGUAAGUGUCUGGCCGGGGUGGAUGAGGAGGUGUGGAGGGCGUUGGCGGAGGAGGCGGAGGAGAAGAGCAGAGGAGACGGGAAAGCAGCGGGGUACGGCGGGAACGAGAAGAUCAAACACCUGAACGAGAAUCGGAAGAGCGGGGAGGACGCGCAGUGGGACCAGGACGCGCUGGACAAGAUCAUUGAGAAGUAUAAGGCGAUGGAGAGUAAACUUCUGAUUGGAGGAAAGACCAUCAUCGAUCACACCAACGAGCAGCAGAGAGUCCUGGAGCAGAGGAGGCAGCAGAUCGCAGAGCAGAUCCGCAGAGAGCGAGUGAUCCAGCAGCAGAUGAUUCUCCAGGACGAGGAGACUCUGGAGAUGAAGGAGACGUUCUCCACCCUGCAGCAGGAGGUGGAGCUCAAGACUCGAAAACUGCGACGGCUGUUCGCUCGGGUGCAGGCAGUGAAGGUGGAGAUGAAGGACAUCGUGGAUGAACAUGUGACCAACAGACAGGAGCUGGAGCAGACGCAGCUGGAGCUCACCAGAGAACUCAAGUACAAAUACCUCCUGAUCGAGAACUUCAUCCCUCCUGAAGAGAAGAUCAAGAUCACACAGCGGCUGCAGUUCGACAGUGAAGAGGAUCAGUGGAGACUCAAACCUGUCCUGCCGCCAGAGAGUGCUCCAGUGCGUGUGAGGAGGAGGCCUCUCAGUGCAGUCGGAUACAAACGCCCCAUCAGUCAGUUUGCUCAGAUGGCUGUAGCCACAGCAACCGGGACUCCAUCCAGAUACCAGGCUGAGAACAUCAUGCUGCUCGACCUGGACAUGGGGGCCCCCACCAUGUUCACCCUGACCCUGAACGGACAGCAGCUGGAGCGGGCGUUCUCCCCACGUCUCCUCCCUGAUCUGCUCGCCCAUGUCCCCCUACGCCCGCGCACUUCCUCCCUCACCUCCACCUCCUCCACACGAGUCAAGAAAUCUCAGUCCUGGUAUCAGGCGCCAGAUGGAGCCUCAGUCUCUUCUUCAUCAUCAACAACAAACCUGUCCUCUUUGUCCCUAAACUCCUCCCCCUCCACCAGACCGAGGCCGUCUUCUGCUGCCUACAUUUCCCAUCAGCCCCCUCUUCAUCCUGGCCCCUAA
This is a messenger RNA of Periophthalmus magnuspinnatus, 2322 nucleotides long. It is a transcript of the gene kif3cb, whose product is annotated as kinesin family member 3Cb. The transcript is spliced from 8 exons. Lineage: Eukaryota; Metazoa; Chordata; Actinopteri; Gobiiformes; Gobiidae. The record is from RefSeq and is a predicted model, not a curated record. Gene Ontology annotation, molecular function: microtubule binding; microtubule motor activity; ATP binding. Gene Ontology annotation, biological process: microtubule-based movement.